AUGGAGAUGGAGAGUAAAACACAGCAGUCAAAAUUUAGGAGGAUUUGUGUGUUUUGUGGGAGUAGCCAAGGCAAGAAGGGUAGCUAUCAGGAUGCUGCUAUUGAGCUUGGUAGAGAAUUGGUAUCAAGGAACAUUGAUCUGGUCUAUGGAGGAGGUAGCAUAGGUUUAAUGGGUUUGGUUUCACAAGCUGUUCACAAUGGUGGUCGCCAUGUAAUUGGAGUUAUUCCCAAGACGCUCAUGCCUCGAGAGUUAACUGGUGAAACAGUGGGGGAAGUGAAGGCUGUUGCAGAUAUGCAUCAAAGGAAGGCGGAGAUGGCCAAGCAUUCAGAUGGUUUUAUUGCCUUACCAGGUGGUUAUGGAACUCUUGAAGAACUGCUUGAAGUCAUCACCUGGGCGCAGCUUGGUAUACAUGAUAAACCAGUUGGAUUGCUGAAUGUUGAUGGAUACUAUAACUCGUUGCUUUCAUUUAUUGAUAAAGCCGUGGAAGAAGGAUUUAUUAGCCCGAAUGCACGCCAAAUCAUUGUAUGUGCGCCCACGGCCAAGGAGUUAGUAAAGAAAUUGGAGGAAUAUGUCCCCUGCCAUGAAAGAGUUGCUUCAAAUUGAGUUGGGAGAUGGAGCAGCUUGGACUGGAUGAAGGAGAAGGUAG
Molecule: messenger RNA, 646 nt
Organism: Hibiscus syriacus
Lineage: Eukaryota; Viridiplantae; Streptophyta; Magnoliopsida; Malvales; Malvaceae
Product: cytokinin riboside 5'-monophosphate phosphoribohydrolase LOG3-like
Exons: 7
Coding region: 1-603 (200 amino acids)
Biological process (GO): cytokinin biosynthetic process
Cellular component (GO): cytosol; nucleus
Molecular function (GO): hydrolase activity, hydrolyzing N-glycosyl compounds
Source: RefSeq, a predicted model, not a curated record